GUCUUAGUGCCCUCUGAGUAUGAAUACAGCAUGAGGAGGUGUUUAGAGGAUCAGGAGCCAGUGUUUACCCCACAACAGCGCAGGCUUCCCGGCAGCGCCGAGGGCUUCCAGCACAGGGUUCUUGCCCCGGCACCUGCCGUCUACGACGCUGGGGCUGACGGCAUGCAGCCGACACCAGGAAUACAGUACCCUGUUUCACAGGCGUACAAGGUGCCCACUGUGGCCCAAAGCACAAGUGGUCAUGGUCACACGCCCAGCACGGCAGUUCACAGCGGGGCUCACCAUCAUGCUCCAGCCGUGCAGCCCCACGGUCCGGCCCCAGUGCAGGGCCACGCCCACCCUCCCACCCCCUCUGCAUCUGCACAGGGGCAACAGCAGUUCCAGAGACUGAAGGUGGAGGAUGCCCUGUCUUACCUGGACCAGGUGAAGCUGCAGUUUGGGAAUCAUCCACAGGUCUACAAUGAUUUCUUGGACAUUAUGAAAGAGUUCAAAUCUCAGAGUAUCGACACCCCGGGCGUAAUCAGCAGGGUGUCCCAGCUUUUUAAGGGUCACCCUGAUCUCAUCAUGGGGUUUAACACAUUUCUUCCUCCGGGAUACAAGAUUGAAGUUCAGACUAAUGAUUUGGUUAACGUGACCACGCCCGGUCAGAUCCACCACAUCACGCCGCAUGGCAUCUCUGUGCAAAACAUCCCGACAGGACCAGCUCAACAGCACCAGAAUCCGAUUCCUGCAAACCCAACCAGCACACCUUCCACGACACCCGCUCAGCCUGCCCCAAAAAGCAAGCCACUGCAGUCUCCUGUUCUGACUCCGAGCAGUCACCCCAGCCCCUCCAUUCCACCGUACGCAUCACCGCGGUCGCCCCCGCUCCAGCCCCAAGCACCUGUCGGCAGCACGCCGUCCGCUCCUCCACCGCAGAACAACCAACCUGUGGAGUUCAACCACGCCAUCAACUACGUCAACAAGAUUAAGAACCGCUUCCAGGGCCAGCCCAACAUCUACAAAUCUUUCCUCGAAAUCCUGCACACAUACCAGAAAGAGCAGCGCAAUGCUAAAGAAGCUGGUGGGAGCUACACGCCAUCACUGACCGAACAGGAGGUUUAUGCCCAAGUCGCUCAACUCUUCAAGAACCAGGAAGAUCUGCUAUCAGAGUUUGGCCAGUUCCUGCCGGAUGCCAACAGCUCUGUGAUGCUGGGCAAGACGGCAGCAGAAAAAGCUGAAUCUGUGCGCAAUGAUCACGGUGGAACCGUCAAGAAACCUCAGCUGAAUAAUAAGCAGAGGCCCAAUCAAAACGGCUGCCAAAUACGCAGACACUCAACUACAGCCGUCACCCCACCUGUAAAGAAAAAGCCCAAGUUAUUAAAUCUGAAAGAUGCGUCCAUGACAGAAGCUGGCAAACACGGAGGGGGAACAGAGUCUCUCUUCUUUGACAAAGUGCGGAAAGCUUUGCGGAGCGCUGAGGCCUAUGACAACUUUCUGCGUUGCCUGGGCAUUUUUAACCAAGAGAUAAUUUCACGUGCCGAGCUGGUUCAACUCGUGGUCCCAUUCCUGGGAAAAUUUCCUGAGCUAUUUACCUGGUUCAAGAACUUCCUGGGAUAUAAGGAGAUGUCACACUUGGAGACGUACCCCAAAGAGAGAGCCACGGAGGGCAUAGCCAUGGAAAUCGACUACGCCUCAUGCAAGCGUCUGGGCUCCAGCUACAGAGCUUUACCAAAAAGCUACCAGCUGCCUAAAUGUACGGGCAGGACACCAUUGUGUAAAGAGGUGCUAAAUGAUACAUGGGUUUCCUUCCCCUCCUGGUCGGAAGAUUCGACAUUCGUCAGCUCCAAGAAAACGCAGUAUGAGGAACACAUGUACAGAUGUGAGGAUGAGCGAUUCGAGCUGGAUGUCGUCUUGGAAACCAACCUGUCCACCAUCCGCGUGCUGGAGUCGGUCCAGAAGAAACUGUCACGGAUGUCUGCGGAAGAGCAGGCGAAAUUUCGACUGGACAACACUUUGGGUGGCUCCUCUGAGAUCAUUCACCGGAAAGCCAUCCAGAGGAUAUAUGGAGAGAAAGCUCUGGACAUCAUCGACGGCAUGAAGAAGAACCCGGCCGUGUCGGUUCCCAUUGUGCUGAAGAGGCUAAAGCUAAAAGAGGAGGAGUGGCGAGAAGCUCAGAGGGGCUUUAACAAAAUCUGGCGAGAGCAGAACGAGAAAUAUUACCUGAAAUCUCUGGACCAUCAGGGCAUUAACUUCAAACAGAACGACACUAAGGUUCUGCGCUCCAAAACGCUUCUCAGUGAGAUCGAGAGCAUCUUCGAUGAGCGGCAGGAACAGGCUUCGGAGGACAAUGCCGUGCCUCCCAGCGGCCCUCACCUGACGCUGACUUACGAUGAUCGCCAGAUCCUGGAGGACGCCGCCGCGUUGAUCAUCCACCACGUGAAACGACAGAGCAGCAUCAACAAGGAGGACAAAUACAAGAUCAAGCAAAUCAUCUACCAUUUCAUCCCCGACAUGCUUUUCUCCCAGCGGGGUGUGCUGUCGGACGCAGAAGAGGAAGACGACGAGGAAGACUUGGACCUCGAUGAGGGGGCAUCCAAGAAGCACAACGGGCUGACAAGAGCGAGUGGAAGCCCUACGAAGUCCAAGCUGCUCUUCAGUACGUCCACAGCUCAACGGCUUCGCUCCUGCGAAGAUCCAUACAACCUCUUCUUCGUGAAUAAUAAUUGGUACAUCUUCUUUCGGCUGCAUCACACACUGUGCUCGCGUCUGUUGCGACUCUACAUUCAGGCCGAACGGCUGCUCGAGGAGGACCUGAGAGAGCGCGAGUGGGAGAGGGAAGUGCUAGGGCUGAAGCGAGACAAAAGUGAGAACACAGCCAUCCAGCUGCGUCUGAAGGAGCCCAUGGACGUUGAUGUGGAGGAUUAUUACUCUGCGUUUCUGGAGAUGGUGCGUAAUCUGCUGGAUGGGAAUAUGGAAGCGUGUCAGUAUGAAGAUUCUCUCAGAGAGAUGUUCACUAUUCAUGCCUACAUCGGUUUCACCAUGGACAAACUCGUCCAGAAUAUUGUCAGACAGCUUCAGCACAUAGUAAGUGAAGAGAUCUGUGUCCAGGUCACAGAGCUGUACCUGAAUGAAAGCAGUCACUCGGCCACAGGUGGAUCCCUGCUCACUCAGAGCAGCAGAGCGAAUCCAGAAGCAUCUUACCAGCGCAAAGCCGAACAACUCAUGUCUGAUGAGAACUGCUUUAAGCUGAUGUUUAUGAAGAACCAAGAAAACGUUCAGCUCACAUUGGAGCUUUUGGACACGGAGGAGGACAAUUCAGAUGAGCCGAUGGAGAUAGAACGCUGGUCAGAUUACGUCAUGCGGUACCUGUCAGCUGAUUUCUCGUCUCCAGACCUGAGGGAUCAUCUGACACAGAAGCCUGUGUUUCUGCCCAGGAAUCUGCGGCGGAUCCGUAAGUGUGAGCGUGACCGUGAGUCACAGGAGAAGGAGGUGAAAGAAGGAGGCAGGAAGGAGAACGCAGACAGCAUGAGGAUGGAGUGCAUGUUCAAACUCAACUCCUACAAGAUGGUGUACGUCUUUAAAUCCGAAGACUACAUGUACAGACGCACAGCACUGCAGAGAGCCCAUCAGUCUCACGAGCGAGUGAGCGUACGCCUGCACCAGCGAUUUCACGCCUGGACUCAACGCUGGGCCAAAGAGCACGUGACCAGAGACAUGGCCGCCGAGACCAGCAAGUGGCUAAUGGGAGAAGGGCGUGAAGGACUAGUGCCCUGCUCCACCACCUGUGAACCCGAAACGGUUCACUACCAGCGUAUUAAUAAGUACAGGGUCAAGUACGGCAGCAGCCAGAAGACCCAGUGACAUAAGCGAACAGGGGCGGGGCUUACACAGAACAUGACAGAGCCAAGCUAACCAGUCACUUUUGACCUGUGACAUCAACACACAUUUAAAGAUUUUUAACAGUGUUUUUUUUUUCUUUUUUAAGCUGCAAAAACCGCAGGUCCCCCGGUGCCAAAACGUGGGGUUAAAGUCCUGUCAGUCAAACCCGGACCAAUCGGCACAGCUCUUAAUACAGACCUGCCCUCUGAUCUGAUAUAUAUCUGUAGAAAGUGUGUUCUCGGAUUUGAUGGCGUUUUUCACAUUCGCAGGCAGCAGAUGUGACAAAAUCUGUGGCGGAGCUGACGUGUCUGAUUCGGAUUCGUCACUUUGCUUAACAGAUUUUUUUUAUGGAUAGAAAGAUGGCAAUUUCUCUAGUUUCGGGAUAAGUGCACUUAACGUUAACACGAGAGCAAGCGAUUUAUUCUGCCACAUUUCAAAGAAAAACAUUUAAGGUGCAAAAAAUGCAUUGUAAUAUUAGACUGAAGAAUUACAUUUUUAUUUAAAAAAAGGCAAAAAAUAAAAAAUGCGUCAGCAAUAAAAUCUCGGGCCUGUGUGUCAAGAAUCAGAAAGCAGGUUGCACGCUUAUCUCUGCACAGAACACCAGCUUACAGCCAACAUCACAUAUAAACAACACACAAGCAGUUGACCGGUUUUGUAAAUAAAAUGUAAAUAUAUCGCCAGACCUUUUUUAUGCCAGAUGUGCGUGUUGUGUUAGUGCAUUAGCGUGACGUUUAGGGAGAAAGUUGCAGAAACCCACGUGGAUUAUUACAUUUUUACCAAAGCGAGUUGAUUAUUAUGGUUGGGUCUUUAGUGUGUUUCCUUUCGUUUUUCGCUUCCCGUUUUUUAUUAGGAAAAUGUUACUUUUGAAAAGUAGAAAUGUAUCCAGGUUCUUGUUUUUUGAAAUGGACGUUUUUAUAUGAUAAAAAGCAUUUUAAUUUUUGAAGUUUGAAUAUGGAUCUCGUUUCUGUACACUUUUAUCACCGACCGUUUCGAAUAAAUAUUCAGCUCUGGCAAACACGCAACACGCAGAUAUACAACUCUAUGAAUGUAAAGGUCUUCGUCGUUGUCAGAGGUCUCGGUCUUCACUCUGGAUAGAUUUCUGCUGGACAAAUCGAAAUAUAAAUAUAUAUAUACACAUUUUAAAAAUGAGUCACAAAGCAUGUCUUUUCUGUGGAUCAUUAUAGACCCUUUAUUUGCAUAUUAUUUAAAUUAAUAAAAAUUACAUUUGUAGCAUAAA
This is a messenger RNA of Misgurnus anguillicaudatus (oriental weatherfish), 5098 nucleotides long. NCBI's taxonomy places the organism in Eukaryota, Metazoa, Chordata, Actinopteri, Cypriniformes, Cobitidae. The record is from RefSeq and is a predicted model, not a curated record.